Molecule: messenger RNA, 971 nt
Organism: Vicugna pacos (alpaca)
Lineage: Eukaryota; Metazoa; Chordata; Mammalia; Artiodactyla; Camelidae
Source: RefSeq, a predicted model, not a curated record
GGCCCGGCUCGUGGGUGAAGUCAGCAGAUGGGGGCGUGGUCAGACAGUAGGGGCGAGUGUAGGGCUCGCGAGCUCUUCCAACGCUCCAGGUGUCCCGCCUGUGCUCGAGACCAGAACUGUUUGGAUUUAACAGUCCGUGGACGGCCGGAGUCUGAGACCUCCCAGCCAGCCCCGCAAUGUGGCACCCGCUGGUCCUGCUGCUGCUGCUCCCCUCUGCUUCGGUGCCCCCCUGUACUGCAGCCUCGAUCCGCGGUGCUGACGCCCAGGAGAGUUCCUCGGGUUUUCUAGGCCUCCAGAGUCUACUCCAAGGUUUCACCCGGCUUUUCCUGAAAGAUGACCUGCUUCGGGGUAUGGAUAGCUUCUUCUCUCCCCCUGUUGACGUCCGGGGCCUCCCCAGGAACUACCACCAAGAAGAGAAACAGGAGCGUCAGCUGGGGAGCAAUACUCUCUCCAGCCACCUCCAGAUAGACAAGGUGACUGACAACAAGACAGGAGAGGUGCUGAUCUCAGAGAAGGUGGUGGCAUCCAUCCAGCCAGAAAAGGGGAGCUUGGAGGGUGACUGGAAGGUACCCAAGAUAGAGGAGAAGGAAGCCCAGGUGCCCAUCCCAAAGGUGAUGGACAACUCCCACCCAGAACUCCAUCCCCGCCGAGUGGCCUUUUGGAUCAUGAAGCUGCCACGGCGGAGGUCCCACCAGGAUGCCCAGGAGAGCGGCCAAUGGCUCAGUGAGAAGCGACACCGCCUGCAGGCCAUCCGGGAUGGGCUCCGAGAGGGGACUCGCAAGGACGGCCUUGAAGAGGGGACCCAGAGUUCCUCUCACGCCAAGCUGCGUGCCCGCAAGACCCACUUCCUGUAUAUCCUCAGGCCCUCCCAGCAGCUAUAGGGGAGGGGAGGGGGGAAUACCUGCAUGCAUCCCCCGCUAGACCCUACCCCUAUCACCAUAUGGAAAUUAAACAUUUUCUUAGAUCUGGCA